AUGGAGCAGUUAAUCCCCAUCAUGAAUCGCCUACAGGACGCGCUCCUCACACUGGGGAGUGCAGAUGGCACAACGUUUGAUCUGCCGCAGAUAGCUGUCGUAGGAGCGCAGUCCGUGGGGAAGUCUUCAGUCCUAGAGGCAGUGAUUGGCAAGGACUUCCUUCCCCGGGGCGCCGGUAUUGUCACCAGGCGGCCACUAAUUCUUCAGCUCCAGCAUACAGCUGGGACGGCGGAAUGGGGAGAAUUUAGUCACUCUCCUGGGCAUCGCUUUACAGACUUCGCUCAGAUCAGAAGGGAAAUAGAAAGGGAAACAGAAAGGGUGACAGGCCGUUCCAAGAAUAUCUCACCUAUUCCUAUUUGCCUCAAGAUUUUCUCCCCGAACGUUAUUGACUUGACUCUGGUAGAUUUACCAGGCAUUACAAAAGUGCCAGUUGGGGAUCAGCCUUCGGAUAUCGAGCUGCAAAUCCGCAAGAUAGUCCUGCAAUAUAUAAGUCAACCUUCCUGUGUGAUCCUUGCCAUCACUGCGGCAAAUACCGACAUCGCCAACUCUGACAGUCUCAAGAUCGCCCGUGAGGCAGACCCGGAGGGCAGAAGGACAAUCGGUGUCGUUACCAAGGUUGACACCAUGGAGGAGGGCGCUGAUUGUGCUGACGUUCUCCUAGGGAAAGUAUAUCCAUUGAGACGGGGGUUUGUUGGCGUAGUGUGUAGAAGCCUCGCCCAGACGCGUGAACAGCUUUCUCCCAGAGCUGUACAGGAAGAGGAGGCAAAGUUUUUCCAGAACCAUCCAGCCUACAAGGUGCUAAUGCAGCACAUCAGAGAGUCGUUGCCAGAAUUGCGCGAGCGGCUCCAGAAGAGACUCCAGGAGGCAGAAGCGGAACUGGCGGGCUACGGAGAUCCACUGCUGGAAGUCAAGGGGAAUGCUGGGGCUUUGCUCUUGCACUUCUUUUCAAAGUUUGCACGUAAUUUCCAGGAUGCAAUUGAUGGAAAGCUCCAGUCUCAGCAUUCGUCGGAUCAUUUGAUGGGCGGUGCUCGUAUCAAUUUUAUCUUCCAUGAUUGGUAUGGCCGGGCUCUGGCCGAAUUCGACCCGCUUAGUGGCCUAACAGACCACGAAAUCCGCACAGCCAUACGAAAUGCGACCGGGCCCAAAGCUGCCCUCUUUGUACCGGAAAGCGCAUUUGAAAUUCUCGUGAAGAAACAAAUUCAGCAGUUGGAAAGCCCUUCUUUGCUUUGUGUGGAGCAAGUGUACGAUGAGCUGCAGAAGAUAGUCGAAAAAUCUGAACUACCGGAAAUGUCAAGAUUCACGAAUUUAAGAGACCGCAUUUUGGAAGUUGUUUGUGGCGUUUUAAAGAGAUGCCUUGCGCCAACAAACCAAAUGAUUCAUAAUAUAAUCCAAAUCGAGCUUGCGUACAUAAAUACCAACCAUCCGGACUUUAUGAGCAACAAAGCUCUUCCGGGCCUCUUUGGCGAUAACGCCAGUGGGAGACGCGACUCAUGUUCGCCGGGUCUUGGGAGCUCUUUACAGCCUCCACAGCAUCAGCAGCAGCCAAGUGGAAAGCCCGCAGCACCUGCAGAUAAAGACCUACCGCCAUCACCUCGGGGAGAGUUUGGCGUUGGAGGUGUGUUACAACAAGGCGGUUUCUUCAGCUUUUUGAAGAAUUCUAGACCGUCUCCUCACGGGGGCAGGCACAAUGCUGCCAAUAUGGUGCAGCCGGCUCCACAGCAGCCGCAGCAGAUGCUACAUCCAAGCAUGCAGCAACCUCAUCCACAGCGCUCGGACAUGGCCAAUACAGCUGAGAGAUUCACGGCAGAGCCUCGUCUUACCGCCACGUUUGACAAGCUUCGGGGAGGUGGAGGUAUUCGCAUGCCCGCUGUUCCGCCCGUUGUCGCUCCAUCAGACACCCCAUCUGACCGGGAACAAAUUGAAACAGAGCUCAUAAAGUCUCUGUUGUGGUCGUACUUCCAAAUUGUUAGGAAAAAUGUUGCAGACGCAGUACCAAAAGCAAUCAUGUACUUUAUGGUAAAUACCGCGAAGGAUGUGCUGCAGAGAGAGCUGGUAGCUCAGCUUUAUAGAGAAGAGCUUUUCGGAGAGCUUAUGAAGGAGGCUGGGGAUAUUAGUGCGAAACGACAGCAAUGCAAGCAAUUGUUGAAGUCGAUAAGGAGUGCGCUGGAUAUUGUUUCCAACGUCAGGGAGCUUGGGUCAGAGGAUGGGUUGCCAUCUCGUCGACCAUUCUAG
This is a messenger RNA of Eimeria tenella, 2232 nucleotides long. Its product is annotated as dynamin-like protein, putative. The record is from RefSeq and is a predicted model, not a curated record. Gene Ontology annotation, molecular function: microtubule binding; GTPase activity; GTP binding. Gene Ontology annotation, cellular component: cytoplasm; microtubule; membrane. The transcript is spliced from 17 exons. Bases 1 to 2232 code for a protein of 743 amino acids. Lineage: Eukaryota; Apicomplexa; Conoidasida; Eucoccidiorida; Eimeriidae.